This is a messenger RNA of Harpia harpyja (harpy eagle), 7879 nucleotides long. It is a transcript of the gene NCAM1, whose product is annotated as neural cell adhesion molecule 1. The coding region runs from base 305 to 3733 and encodes 1142 amino acids. NCBI's taxonomy places the organism in Eukaryota, Metazoa, Chordata, Aves, Accipitriformes, Accipitridae. The record is from RefSeq and is a predicted model, not a curated record. Gene Ontology annotation, biological process: cell adhesion. Gene Ontology annotation, molecular function: protein binding. The transcript is spliced from 23 exons. Gene Ontology annotation, cellular component: membrane.
GCGAAGCCGGGCGGCGCAGGGAUCCGGGCCGCGGUGCUGAGGCCGUCUGUCAGUCAGCGCGGCGGCGCCGGGACGCGGCCGGGGCGCAGCCGGCAGAAGGCGGCGCGGGGAGUACGCGCGGCUAACGGAGCCGGAGGGCGGCCGGCAGCGGGGAGGAGCGGCGAAGGAAGACGCGGCGGGGGGGGUAAAAAAAAAAAAGAAGAAGAAAAAAAGAAAAAAAUUAUAAAAGAAGCGAGCUGCGUUUCUUCCGUACUGCAGGAAAAGGCUAUUUCACGAGCGGUUGCCUCUCGCCCAGCCGGCUGCGAUGCUGCUAGCCACCGUGCUGCCCUGGACGUUGGUUUUGCUUGGAGCCGCAGCCUCACUACAAGUGGACAUUGUUCCAAGCCAGGGGGAGAUCAGCGUUGGAGAAUCUAAGUUCUUCUUAUGUCAAGUGGCAGGGGAGGCCAAAUACAAAGACAUUUCCUGGUUUUCCCCUAAUGGUGAGAAGCUGACGCCGAACCAACAGCGCAUCUCAGUGGUGCGAAAUGAUGACUUCUCCUCCACCCUCACCAUCUACAACGCAAACAUUGAUGAUGCUGGCAUCUAUAAAUGUGUUGUCAGUAGCGUGGAGGAGGGAGACUCCGAGGCCACCGUCAAUGUGAAAAUUUUCCAAAAGCUGAUGUUCAAGAAUGCUCCCACUCCUCAGGAAUUCAAGGAAGGGGAUGAUGCUGUGAUUGUGUGUGAUGUGGUCAGCUCACUGCCUCCUACCAUCAUCUGGAAGCACAAGGGCAGGGAUGUUAUCCUAAAAAAAGAUGUUCGAUUUAUAGUGCUGUCCAACAACUACCUGCAGAUCCGGGGCAUCAAGAAAACAGAUGAAGGGACAUACCGCUGUGAGGGCCGGAUCUUGGCUCGUGGGGAGAUCAACUUCAAAGAUAUUCAGGUCAUCGUAAAUGUACCUCCUUCUGUGCGCGCCAGGCAGAGCACCAUGAAUGCCACUGCCAACCUCAGCCAGUCUGUCACUUUAGCAUGUGAUGCUGAUGGCUUUCCUGAGCCAACCAUGACGUGGACAAAGGAUGGAGAGCCAAUAGAAGAGGCCAAUGAUGAAGAGAAGUACAGUUUGAACUAUGAUGGGUCUGAGCUCAUUAUCAAGAAGGUGGAUAAGAGUGACGAAGCAGAAUACAUCUGCAUUGCUGAGAACAAGGCUGGCGAGCAGGAUGCCACCAUUCAUCUCAAAGUCUUUGCAAAACCCAAAAUCACCUAUGUGGAGAAUAAAACAGCCAUGGAACUGGAGGAUCAGAUUACACUGACCUGUGAGGCAUCUGGGGACCCAAUCCCUUCCAUCACAUGGAAAACUUCCACCCGGAACAUCAGCAAUGAAGAGAAGGCUUCGUGGACCCGGCCCGAGAAACAAGAGACCCUGGAUGGGCGCAUCAUAGUACGUAGCCAUGCCCGGGUGUCGUCCCUGACUCUCAAAGAAAUUCAGUACACAGAUGCCGGAGAGUAUGUAUGCACAGCCAGCAACACCAUCGGGCAGGACUCCCAAGCCAUGUACCUUGAAGUGCAGUAUGCCCCCAAGCUUCAGGGCCCUGUGGCUGUCUAUACCUGGGAAGGGAAUCAAGUGAACAUCACCUGUGAGGUAUUUGCUUACCCCAGUGCUGUCAUCUCCUGGUUCCGGGAUGGACAGCUGCUUCCCAGCUCAAACUACAGCAACAUCAAGAUCUAUAACACUCCAUCAGCAAGCUACCUGGAGGUGACACCAGACUCUGAAAAUGACUUUGGGAACUAUAACUGCACUGCUGUGAACCGCAUUGGCCAGGAGUCCUCAGAGUUCAUUCUUGUGCAGGCAGAUACUCCGUCCUCUCCUUCCAUUGACAGAGUGGAGCCCUAUUCCAGUACUGCCCAGGUGGAGUUUGAUGAGCCUGAAGCUACCGGUGGGGUGCCUAUCCUCAAGUACAAAGCAGAGUGGAGGGCACUGGACGAGGGAGAAUGGCAUUCGAGGUUGUAUGAUGCAAAAGAAGCAAAUGUGGAGGGCAUGAUCACUAUCACUGGCCUGAAACCUGAAACAACCUACUCUGUGAGACUGUCUGCAGUUAAUGGCAAGGGCGUGGGUGAGAUUAGCCUGCCAUCCGACUUCAAGACACAACCAGUUCGCAUCCCUCACUCACCCACAUCGACAGACCUGUCUGCUAAGCCUCAUGUUCAUCACUUGGGGACAGAAGGGGAACCCAGCGCACCCAAACUGGAAGGUCAGAUGGGCGAAGAUGGAAACUCCAUUAAAGUGAAUGUUAUCAAGCAGGAUGAUGGUGGCUCCCCAAUUAGACAUUAUCUGAUCAAAUAUAAAGCUAAGCAUUCCUCAGAAUGGAAACCAGAGAUCAGACUUCCAUCUGGCAGUGACCAUGUCAUGCUGAAGUCCCUGGACUGGAAUGCAGAGUAUGAAGUUUAUGUGAUAGCUGAAAACCAGCAAGGGAAGUCCAAACCAGCUCACUACGCUUUCCGAACUUCUGCUCAGCCUACUGUCAUCCCAGCCAGCACUAGCCCUACAUCAGGCCUUGGGACUGCUGCCAUCGUAGGCAUUCUCAUUGUUAUCUUUGUGCUGCUCCUGGUGGCUGUGGAUGUCACCUGCUACUUCCUGAACAAGUGUGGCCUGCUGAUGUGCAUUGCUGUCAAUUUAUGCGGCAAAUCUGGCCCAGGAGCCAAGGGCAAAGACAUGGAGGAGGGCAAAGCCGCCUUCUCGAAAGAUGAGUCCAAGGAGCCUAUUGUGGAGGUGCGGACUGAAGAGGAGCGGACCCCCAACCAUGAUGGAGGAAAACACACAGAGCCCAAUGAGACCACCCCACUGACAGAGCCAGAGCACCCCGCCGAUACCGCAGCUACUGUUGAGGACAUGCUGCCUUCUGUAACUACGGGCACCACUAACUCUGACACUAUCACUGAAACCUUUGCCACUGCUCAGAACAGCCCCACCAGCGAGACCACUACGCUGACCUCCAGUAUUGCCCUGCCAGCCACAACCAUUCCUGAGUCAAACUCCAUGUCGACUGGCCAGGCUACUCCAGCCAAAGGGGCAGCCACCUCAGUCUCUUCGCCACCACCCUCCUCCACCCCCAAAGUGGCCCCCCUUGUUGAUCUCAGCGAUACCCCAAGCUCUACUCCGGCUACUAAUAAUUUGUCUUCAAGUGUCCUGUCCAACCAAGGUGCAGUGCUCAGCCCCAGCGCUGUUGCUAAUGUAGCUGAGACCUCCAAAGUGGCAGCUGGUAACAAGCCAGCUGCCGCAAGCCCUGCAAACCUCACUAGCCCUCCAGCUCCAUCCGAGCCCAAGCAGGAGGUCUCAAGCACCAAGAGCCCUGAAAAGGAAGCUGUGCAGCCCAGUACAGUGAAGAGCCCAACAGAGACAACCAAGAACCCAAGCAAUCUGAAAAGCGAGGCUGCUUCAGGCAGCACCACAAACCCCUCCCAGAAUGAGGACUUUAAAAUGGACGAAGGGACCUUCAAGACACCAGACAUUGAUCUUGCAAAGGAUGUUUUUGCAGCUCUUGGCACUACUACUCCUGCCAGUGUGACUAGCGGGCAAGCUCGUGAGCUUGCUUCUUCCACUGCAGACAGCUCUGUACCUGCUGCACCUUCAAAGACCGAGAAAAUCCCAGUAGAAGACAAAUCUGAAGUGCAAGCAACGGAAACUAAGACACCUCCAGCAGAAGUCAAGACGGUCCCCAAUGAAGCCACACAAACAAAUGAAAAUGAGAGCAAAGCAUGAUCAGCGACAGAUGAAAGCAAAUGACAGAACAACUUCACCCAAGCAUUUAAAACACAAAACACAACACACAUCUCAUUCCUCUAGUGUCUGUUGCCUUUUUUUAAGAAAAACAAACAAAACAGAAAAUGCAUAAAUAGGGGGAGGGGGGGAAUCUCUCUUUUUCUUUUCUUUUCUUUUCUUUUCUUUUCUUUUUUUUUUUAAAGAUUUCUAGAAAAGUUCUAUUUGUUGUGCACUUGCUUUUAAAAAGUAAUACAUUUUAAAAACAGGGUUAAACCCGUAACCAAAUCAGGGCUUAACUGACCCUGUGUAUAUUCAAAUAAGCAAAAUUGCAAAUACCAUUUGCAAUGUGGUUGGGAAGCUCAAAAUCAACUAGUCCUAGACGAGAAAAAAAAAAAAAAAAAAAAAAAGACCCUGUUCUUUCCUUCGUUAGUAUAGCAGAUAUAACCACUGUACUACUUGGUGCAGCUGGUACUUAAUGAACAAAGUCCACAAUUUAUUUUUAUACUUUUCAGUCGAGUUUGAAAUAUGUAAAGCCUCAUAAAUAAGUUAUAAUUUCUGUUCACCUUGUAUUUGUUCAGUAUGCAAAGUGUCUUGAGCUCUUUGUGACUGAAUUCUGUUUUCCACGUUAGACAUUUAUUUGGGGUUUAUUAUUAUCUUUUUUUAGGAAGAAUGCCAAAAUUGCAGCUUCGGGGAUAUAUUUCAAUUUGCAGUAUUCAGACUCUACAUUUCUUUAAAUUUUAUGUUAAUUUUUGCCAACUUUUGUUCUUUCCAGUGUUUACAAUUGACAAAUAUUUUUUUUUAACUUUUGUUGUGUUUAAAUGUAUGUGUAAAAUAGCUGCCUUUUUUUUUUUUUUUUUAGUAAAUACAGUCUAUAGAUACUAGGUUAGCAGCAUGCUUGCUUUGCAAAGGGAGACAUUUUAAAACAUGGAUGUUUACAGUAGUUGUUUCCCCUUUAUCUUUUCUUAAUUAUUGUUGUUGUUGUUAUUAUUAUUAUUAUUAUUAUUAUUAUUUCUUACUGGAGUAAGAAGAAAAGUAAUGCUGGGGUUUGGUUUGGGUUUUUUUGGGUGGGUGGGGGUAUUCAAACCAAUUGUCACCAGUCAAGGUCUUUAUCCAGCAAUCCGCAUAAACACACACUUAACUUGCAAUGAGAGAGUUGCUGGUGAGUCCUUCUAUACUUAAAUUUAGUACGAGUUUAAGUCCCUUGCUGGACCUGGGCCUGACUGCAUAAGAGAAAUAUCAUCUCUGCUUUUUUAGGACAUUCUCCCCUUUCCUUCAUAGAACCUUCCCGGAGCUUUGAGAAGCAGAAGGGAGAUUGUACAGUUAGGGCUGGUCUGGUCUCAUCUCAGAUGUUUGACUACAUCAAGUCCUCCUUCGUAUGUCAGUAAACACCAUUUCAUUUGACCCUAGAAAGGUAAUUUAAAAGCAAAGACUUUUUGCACAAGGGUGCUUGGCAGCAUGCAAGACGCCUCCUGCAAAGCUAGCUCCAUCAGCAGUUGGACUAGAUGAUCGUUGUAGGUCCCUUCCAACUGAACUAUUCUAUUCUAUUCUGUCACGUAUUGAGUUAUCCACCUAUGCUCUGCAGAAUCAAAACCAUGAAAUCAAGAGCAAGUGCUUGGAAAUCAAUGCCAAGAUUCCCAGUGAUUUCACUUGUCUUGGCAUAGUGUUGUCAACAGUUGGAAAAGGGGGCUGAUGUAGUACAUGUAUUAUCAUUAUGGAGAGGGCGAGCUUAUCAAUGGCAUUUAUCAUUGUGAGUCAUGGAGUAACACUGAGAUUUCUGGGGUGAAAAGAAAGGAGGCUUGAGCAGGAGGAAGGCAGAGGUAUAUAGGGAAAGACCAGCCCAUUGUAUAGAGAUGUUCCUUCUGUUGGGGUUUGGGGUUUUUUUUUUCUUUUUUUUUUUCUUUUGGUUUCUUUUUUAUUCUACUUUAGAUCUGCAAGCUUGUGCACUGUGGGUGCGUGACUAUUUUAGUGUGAAAUGUGUUUUUUGUCAUAGUAUUGAAAUAAUAAAAGCUUCAACAUAGUUUGGAUGUGGAAGGUGUAGCGAUAGUUCAGAUUUGAAAAAAGAAUAUUCAGGAAAAAAAAAAGAGAACAACUCUUACAAAGAACAGAAGCCUUUAAAUGAAAAGUCAAACUGAGCUGACUAUGGCAUUCCGUUGCGCUAAGGUGAUGAACAGAAGGAUGACGGGGCGUGGGUAGACUGCAGUUUGGCUCAGGUAAAUUGAGCCACUUUUAUCGGUGUAUUCUUCUAAGUAUGCAGUCUUUUACAGUAGCACCACAUAAUUUCAAACUGUGGAAAAAUAAUAGUCUUGUCAUUUGCUAAGUGUGGGGGUUUUUGCAUUUUUUCCUUAGCUCCUGGGAUGCAAAUGGAGGAUGACUGGAUACGCAGGCAUAGACACUCAUGCAAUACCCAUCCCAAGCCAGGAUAUCAGGGCAGAAUGUGUCCUCACUUCAAAGCCUUGUGUCAAAUUCGGCCCUUGCAUGACCCAUCACAGCAGUGUUGGUAUAACUAUGGGGAAGUUUGGCCCAUGGUCCCUAGGAUUUUUUUCCUAAGAAAUCAGUCCAUAAAAUGCAGCACAAAAAGGUCUGUCUACAGUUGGGGAGAGUCCUUGGGGCAGCAGAGGACUAGUGGGUAGGCAGUGUGUACCUCCAUUCCCGUGGAUGACCACAACUAUUUGUUUCUUAUUUCUGCAAUGUUUUUGACUGCUUUCGUCAUUUGUGUGUUAUACCUCCUAAGUUAUAACCCACUGAGAGCUGAGCAGCUGAUAGGAAACAAAUGCUGCACAAUGCUAAUGACCAGAAACAUGGCCAGUGACACUGGUCAGCACCUGUUGGGUGAAAAUUGUGGUAACUAUCACCUGGAUUGGCAUUUCUAUCAUAAAAGGUAACCAGCUCAAAGCCCUAUCCAACACCCAGCUGCAUCAUUAGAAAGUACCUUGCUGACUGCUGUGGGUUUGUGUUGAGAUCGAUGGAAUGAGCACCAUUCCAAGGCAGAAGUGAACCCUGUAAUUGCCUGAGCACUGGGACUGUCCAUCCAACUCCUUUUUAAUGCCAUCGUGACACUUCCCAAUACUUGUAGGUUAAUUCUGGAGAGUGGUUUUUUACUUGCCCUUAAUGAAAAAUAAAUUGUUUUAAUUUAAAGUACCCCGUUUCCAAGAUAGCUUAGGCUUCAUUGCUUUUAUUUAAACCUUUGAAGAGGGACCAACCUGAUGCCGUUUACGCUGUAUAUGUUUAUAUAUGUAUCCAUACCAUACAUAUAUAUCUAUAUGGCAAUGCAGAUUGAUCAGCUUCUAGUUGUGGAGUGAUUACAUUUCAUGCUGCGCCAUACGUAAAGAUGAUAAGAUAAUAGUGCAUCCAGUUGUUCAGCUUUUAGAGUGGAGUUUUAUUUUCACACUUUUCUAUGGAGCCUUCAGACCCCAGAUUUUCACACUAGGCUGUUUUGAUAGUUGUUCUCAGACCCUCCAUUGACAUCCUUACCCAGCAUUCCCUACUUUUGGGGGCCUUCUAUCUUGUUAAAAAACAAAAAAACUUUUUACCAACAUCGAUUGGUAACAUCGAUUCCACCUUUAUUCCCAUUCUCACUGGUGUAAAUACUGAUACUAACUGAGGAUUUUGACUUUGCAUUCUGUCAGAAUACUGUGUUCAAAUAAAAAUUACAAAAAAAGCUCACGUCUACAGUCUGCCCUUCUUUAGAUGCUCUGCUAGGUCCUGUGUACAGACAUGGAUUCCCAGGGCUGUAUUUGUGCGUGAGCCUAACGUGAAGCCAGCAGUCCCCUUGUGGCAUGCCCACAGCAUGAGUUAAGCAUCCGUCUGAGGCUCAGGGUUGUAGGCAAGCAGGCAACGCAACUGUCUGCACAGUGAUGUUAGUGAAGCAGUCAUGCUGCAUGCUCUAAGCUGGUACAUCUCUGAACAGUGGCAGUGGGCUGCAGCGGUGCCUUUUGGAAAUUCAGAUUUGCAGAAGGAACACCUGCCAGCACGUGAUUCCACAGACGGGCUCUUCCGAAGUGCCGAGUGUCACAAAGAGGAGUAUUUUUAAAGUUUGUUUCUCUGUCCCACCAUAGAUAAUUUCCUUGAGAUCACUGAACACAGAAAUACAGUUUCGUGUCUGCUGUGAAAUGGGGACAGCUGCAUUUCCCAUAAAAGACACUCCUC